Pediculus humanus corporis (human body louse) is the source of this 2007-nucleotide messenger RNA. RefSeq names its product calcium/calmodulin-dependent protein kinase type 1G, putative. The transcript is spliced from 6 exons. The record is from RefSeq and is a predicted model, not a curated record. Gene Ontology annotation, biological process: intracellular signal transduction; positive regulation of apoptotic process; protein phosphorylation. Gene Ontology annotation, cellular component: nucleus. Lineage: Eukaryota; Metazoa; Arthropoda; Insecta; Psocodea; Pediculidae. Gene Ontology annotation, molecular function: ATP binding; protein serine/threonine kinase activity. The coding region runs from base 1 to 2007 and encodes 668 amino acids.
AUGAUUAAAAUAGAUGAAGAUGAUCCUGUUGGAGAAUUGGAGCCAAGUUUUCCAUAUCGUGAUGUUAACAUAAGAAGAGGAGUUGAUAUAAAAGAUUUUUAUGAUUUACAAUCAGAAAUUGGAAGGGGAAAAUUUGGAACGGUUUAUAAAUGUAAAGAAAAAUCAACGGGUCUUUUUUUGGCGGCAAAAAUUGUACCUACAGGUAGAAAAGAAGAUAAAAGAAAUGUCGAAAGAGAAAUUGACAUAAUGAAAACUCUUCAACAUCCAAGAUUGAUACAAUUAUAUGAUGCUUUUGAAAAAGAUAAAACAAUGGUUGUCGUUUUAGAAUUAAUCGAAGGCGGUGAACUUUUCGAAAGGGUUAUAAGCGAUGAUUUCGUACUAACGGAAAAAUCAUGCACGGCAUUCAUGAGACAAAUAUGCGAGGGUAUGGAAUUCAUACACAAACAAAACAUCCUACAUUUAGAUAUGAAACCGGAAAAUAUACUUUGCCUAACAAAAACCGGAAAUCGUAUUAAAAUAAUCGAUUUCGGUUUGGCGCGAAAAUUCGAUCCGGAAAAAAAAUUACAAGUUCUUUUCGGUACGCCGGAAUUCGUGGCACCAGAAGUCGUUAAUUUUGACAGGAUCGGAUACGAAACGGACAUGUGGAGCAUCGGCGUCAUUUGUUACGUCAUGUUGUCAGGUUUAUCUCCUUUCAUGGGAGAAACAGAUAUUGAAACAAUGGCAAAUGUAACAAUUGCAAAAUGGGAUUUUGAUGAUGAAGCUUUUAAUGAAAUAUCAGAGAAUGCAAAGGAUUUCAUAUCGAAUUUAUUGGUUAAAGAAAAAGAGAAACGACUAACAGCCGCUCAAUGUUUGUCGCAUCCUUGGCUCCGGAGAAAAUCACCCAUUCAAAUUCGGAAAACUCCAACGGUUGUCAAAAUAGAGGCAUCGCCAUCGGAAUUGGAUUUGGCAAAGGAUAAUUUAAAGUUUUUCGUCGAAAGAUGGAACGAACAUCCGAACAGUCCGUAUAUAUUCGACACGAGUUGUCAAACGAUAUCACCCUGCGUUUCUUUUAACAACAUACAAGAUAGAAGGAGUAGUAGGACGCCAUCUUUGAGUGGUUACUCACCUUCACCUUGCGACUCGAUAUCGUCACUCGUGGAAGCAGAUUUUUCCGAAUCUCCACCACCUCUCUCGCCGAGAAGAUCAUUUAUAAAAAGUGGAGAUUUAUCUCCGACAUCGUCACCGAGAAACCUUUUCUUGGAUCGUUUGCAAAUAUUUGACAGGAGAGCUUCCGAUAGUUCCUAUUUGGCAAGACACGCAAUCGAAGCCGCGACUCGUAUCAAUUUAGCCGAGGAAAUAAGAAAAUUGUCGGAUAAACUAUUAAAAACGAAUUCCUCGCAAGAUAUUAUUAUUAAUAAUAAUAAUGAUGAUGAUUCUGCAUUUAAUUUCGAUAUCGAUGGGAAAAAUUCAUUUAAAUCUAAAAUACAUAAAAAAUAUUCAAAAUCCGAGAGUCAAUCGUUCGACGAGAAUUUCGAAUUAACAUUUGCCAACAGUUCGUUAUAUUAUUCGAACAUAGCAUCGGGAUUUAAAACGAUGGCGACAGAUGUUGAAAAUUAUAAAGAUAAAUUUAUUUUUAAAGAUUGGUUAACGCCGAAAAGAAAAUACAAAUUUUCAAAUCGGGAUAUUCCCAUUCAUCAAACGUCAAUCAAGAGUCCCUCAACGUUGGAAAAUGAAAAUUUGUCAGACACAUCAUCGACUUUGUCAUCGGCCGGUCAUUCAAAUCCUUCUACACCCGAUUUAUUCCUCGACACACCUGAUUUUACUAAAAAUUUAUUUCACAUGUUUGGAAAAUGCGAAAAUGAAACAACAACAAACGCAACAACCGGAACAACAACAACAACAACAACAAAAAGACAACAAAUAAGAAGAACAUCAUUAACCGUUAAUUAUUCGGAUAUUGAAACGUUAAGCGAAAGGACUAAAAAAUCAUUAAUGAAUUUUUUUGAUAAUUCUAAAAAAUCUGAUUAA